This is a messenger RNA of Dacryopinax primogenitus, 381 nucleotides long. RefSeq lists its product as uncharacterized. NCBI's taxonomy places the organism in Eukaryota, Fungi, Basidiomycota, Dacrymycetes, Dacrymycetales, Dacrymycetaceae. The transcript is spliced from 2 exons. The annotation marks the transcript as partial. The record is from RefSeq and is a predicted model, not a curated record.
CUCACCGAGGCUGAGCUGUUGGCCAUCUGCGGGGAUCCGGCCCAUCCUGCCAGGGAGCACGGUUUGUACUUGAAGCAGCUGGCCAGUAACGAAUACAAUAAUCUGUUGCCACCGUAUGCCACGACGGCGAAGACGAGCAAGCAACUCAAGCGUGCUAGCACAAUCAGCGUUAUGUCUGGCCUUGGCGGUGGUGUGCCUGAGUUACCCAGUGUCCCACGCAGUCCGUCAAACACCUCCUUCCUUUCGAGUCCUAAGUCGAAGAUCACGAGCUUCUUCACGCGCCGUCCUCCAAGUGAACUCAUCACGAAUAACCUGAAGGAAUAUUUCCCGGAUAUCGAGAAGAAGAACCUGAGUCGUGCUGCCCGGCAUAGCAUUAUGCGG